This is a messenger RNA of Zea mays, 3297 nucleotides long. RefSeq names its product extra-large guanine nucleotide-binding protein 1. The coding region runs from base 288 to 2924 and encodes 878 amino acids. The record is from RefSeq and is a predicted model, not a curated record. Gene Ontology annotation, biological process: adenylate cyclase-modulating G protein-coupled receptor signaling pathway. Gene Ontology annotation, cellular component: heterotrimeric G-protein complex; cytoplasm. Gene Ontology annotation, molecular function: G-protein beta/gamma-subunit complex binding; guanyl nucleotide binding; G protein-coupled receptor binding. The transcript has 8 exons. Lineage: Eukaryota; Viridiplantae; Streptophyta; Magnoliopsida; Poales; Poaceae.
AGAAACAGAAAUACUGAAGAGUGUAGUACUCUGUUUCUUGCCGCGGCAGGCAGGACUGGUACACCGGUCCACGGACCCAGCUCACAGUUCACAGGCAAAAGCAGUCGCCUUCUCCAUCUCUCCUCCCUUUCGUCUCGCUCCCUCGCGCAUGCUCCAAAAAGCAGCUACUCCUCCCCCAUCCUGCUUUCCCCUCCUCGUCUAGGGUUUCCCACCCCCAUGCCUCUCCCGAAACCCUAGCCGCCGCCUCCUGUUCACUGCUCUCCUCGCCGCUGCAGCCGUUUCCGGCCAUGGCCGCUGGAGCCAGCGACUACUCUUUCGCGGCGGAGUACGUUGGCCCGCCACUCCCCUACACGCUCCCGCGCGCCAUCCCGCUCGACCUCUCCCGCAUCCCGCUCGCCGCGCUGUCUUCCUCGCCCCCGGCCUCCCCCUCCGCCUCCUCGUCUCCACUCCCCGUCGUUCGCCCGCUCACCCCGUCCUCCCUCUGCAACGCCAUCCACGCGCACGCCCACCCGGCGCCCCGCUCCGCCGUCCCCGCGCCAGCCGGGGGAGGAGCUGUGGUGGAUUCCCCCACCUCCGUCAUCGAGAACCACCACGCUGCCGCGCACCACUCCGCCGAGCUCCCCUCUUCCCCCUCCGACGACGAGGCCGCAGGCGACGGCGACGGCGACGGCGGCUCCGAGGCGCUGCCGCUGAAGCCUCGCCACCACCCGCCCGUGGUCACCUUCGCCGAGACCAGCGGCUCCCUCCUCCAGUCCUCUGAUGACGAGGACGAGUAUGAGGAGGAGGACGACGACGACGACGAUGCCGACGCAGGGGAGACUCGGCCCCGUGCUGCUGCCGGCCAGUCGAGCGGCUCCCUCUCCCCUGCGCACUGGAGGGGCGGCAGGACCCGCGGCUGCUACAGGUGCGGAAAAGGAGGCGGCUUCUGGGGCCGCGACAAGGAGUCGUGCCUCGCCUGCGGCGCGCGGUACUGCGUGGGGUGCGUGCUCCGGGCGAUGGGCUCCAUGCCGGAGGGGCGCAAGUGCCUGGAGUGCAUCGGCCGGCCAGUGGCCGAGUCCAGGCGGGACGCGCUGGGGCGAGGGUCGCGCGUGCUCCGGCGGCUUCUCAGCGCAGCAGAGGUGGAGCUGGUCAUGAGGAGUGAACGGGAAUGCGCGGCAAACCAGCUGCGGGCGGAGGACGUGUACGUCAACGGCUCCAAGCUGUCGCCUGAGGAGCUCGUGGUGCUGCAGGGGUGCCCGUGCCCGCCGUCUAGGCUCCGCCCGGGGUUCUAUUGGUACGAUAAGGUGUCUGGCUUCUGGGGAAAGGAGGGACACAAACCACAUUGCAUAAUCACCGCAAAUCUAAAUGUUGGAGGUUCUCUAGAUCAAAAAGCAAGCAACGGGAACACCGGAAUAUUGAUUAAUGGGCGAGAGAUUACAAAAUCUGAACUGCAAAUGCUUAAGUUGGCAGGAGUCCAAUGUGCUGGGAAACCUCACUUUUGGGUGAACGCUGAUGGGACUUACCAAGAGGAAGGCCAAAAAACUGUUAAAGGAAAGAUCUGGGAUAAGCCUAUAGUGAAGCUUCUUAGUCCUGUUCUGUCAUUGCCAACACCCAACAAAGCAGCUAAUCAAUCCAGCGAAGAUGCUGUUGACAUAGUAAACAGAGCCAUCCCUGACUACCUGGAACAAAGAACAACACAGAAGUUUUUGUUGGUUGGGUCAGGGGCAAGCACCAUACUCAAGCAGGCGAAGUUCUUGUACAAGACUGGCAAGCCAUUUUCAGUGGAUGAGCGUGAAGAUCUGAAACUUAUCAUACAAAGCAACAUAUACAACUACCUUGGCAUAUUGCUUGAAGGGCGUGAGCGGUUUGAAGAGGAAUCUUUAGCUGAUAGAAGAAAAACCAGUCAGUGUGACCCUUCUAGCUCUGGGUGUUGUGAACCUGGAUUAUGUGACGAAGUCACUGAGUACUCCCUUAUUCCACGUUUGAAAGCAUUCUCAGAUUGGAUUCUUAAAGCAAUGGCUUUAGGUAAUCUUGAAGACAUAUUUCCUGCAGCAAGCCGUGAAUAUGCACCACUUGUUGAUGAAUUAUGGAAAGAUCCUGCUAUUCAAGCUACAUAUAGAAGAAGUGAACUGCCAUUCCUUCCACCUGCUGCCAGUUAUUUUCUUGACAAGGCUGUUGAUAUAUCUCGAACGGAAUAUGAGCUGUCAGAUAUGGAUAUACUGUAUGCUGAUGGGAUUACAUCCUCAGAUGGGGUAGCAUCAACUGAAUUCUCUUUCCCUCAGCUGUCUUUGGGUGGACUGGGUGUUGAUGAGCCCGAUGCACAAGACACUUUGCUAAGGUACCAAUUGAUCAGGAUAAACAGUAGAGGUUUGCAUGGGAACUGCAAAUGGCUGCAAAUGUUCGAUGACGUAAGGCUUGUUAUCUUCUGUGUUGCUGCUAGCGACUACGAUGAGUACUACGAAGAUGCAAACGGUACCAUUGUCAACAAGAUGAUAGAGAGCAGGCAGCUGUUCGAGAGCAUCACCCUCCAUCCAACAUUCGAGCAAGCAGACUUCCUUCUGCUCCUCACCAAGUUCGAUCUCCUAGAGCAGAAGAUCAGCAGUUCCCCGCUGACCUCGUGCGAUUGGUUCAGCGACUUCACUCCCCUGAUCAGCCGCAACCUCCUCAACGGCGGUGGCGGCGGCGGCCGCAGGACUGCGCGCAGCAGCACCGGCGCGACACUGCCCCAGAUGGCUGCGCACUACAUGGCGACCAAGUUCAAGAGGCUGUUCGAGUCGAUGACGGGGCGGAAGCUCUACGUGUCGUACGUGAACGCUCUGGACCAGGAGUCCGUCCGGUCGGCGAUCCGCUACGGGCGGGAGGUCGUCAAGUGGGAGGAGGAGAAGCCCGUGUUCGGUGCCAGCGAGACAGUCUACAGCGAGGAGCCGAGCUCCUUCACUGCCUGACCUUCCUUCGUCGUGUGCAGAAGAAGAGGUGUAAAUAUCUGUGCAUUUCUUUCCUCCCCAGCACGCUCUCUUAGAGCUGUACCCCCAUCCGUCCCGUCGCAGAUCGUCCGUCUUGUGUGGCUGUUCAGUUGUUUUUGCAAAGUAGAAUGGUGGAGACGACCCGGCCCAUUCUGAUUCUUGUAAAUUGUAUUGUGGGUUGCUUGCGUUUGAUGCAUUAUUAGGCUGGCGCGAAGUUAAGUCUGCCAGACCAUCGGCUUGUAUGCUGGUUACUUCUGGUAUAUAUUGUCUGGUUCGCCAUCAGUGUCAAGAGAGACCAUACCAUGGGAAGGAUGCUUUGCUCCAUUGCUGAGAUAUUUUGCUGGGAGAUGCGUCA